Molecule: messenger RNA, 5904 nt
Organism: Halichondria panicea
Lineage: Eukaryota; Metazoa; Porifera; Demospongiae; Suberitida; Halichondriidae
Product: NACHT, LRR and PYD domains-containing protein 3-like
Exons: 2
Coding region: 944-2029 (361 amino acids)
Source: RefSeq, a predicted model, not a curated record
UGACCAGAAGCUGAACAAGUUAAUCAAAUCUAUAGCAACGACAAUCACAAUGUUAUAAUGAUAGUCAUGUGACCAAUGUUUGCCCACAGAGACAACAAACAGUACAUUACAUGUGUAGCAUUCAUAUAGCUGAUUGAGCAACUCAGUAACAAGUUGUGCAUUGUAUACAAAGUUUGAGGUCAGUCAAUAGAAAGUGAACUGUAUUUUCUAAUCUACAAACAAUAUCUACAGCUCAUUGAAUAAAGACAUACGAAAGCAAUGGAUCUAUCUCCAUUGACACAAGGGGAACAAAAGAAUGAACAGCCACAACAAGUGAGCAGUCACAGUCCGUCAGCUCAACACACUAGUUGGCCACCAACUGUUUACGGCCCACACUCCUCUCACACUAUAACAGAACAAUGUAUCACUGUUUCAAAUACCACUCAGAUGACUACUAGCACUCACACAGGAAAAAUAUCUAAAUUUCCUAUACUUUCAGGAUAGUACAAAAUUUCCUGUAGACUUUUCUUUAUGAAUCGUACACAUGUCCUGAACUUCUUCAGGAAUAGUAAAGGAAACUAUACAGGAAACGUUGCACUAUCCUUUGUAAGUAGGUUGCAGGACACUUGCAGGACACCUGCCAUUUUUCAGGAAAUGUGCAGAUUUUAUGGGCUGCACUGUAGCAGCACUGUAGCAGGAAAUUUAAAUAUUUUCCCUGUGUCAUUCACAGUCAAAUGCUCAUUUCCAAUCGUCCAUUAGCGCUAACACUGAACAAAUAGAGGCCCGUCCUCAAGUUGAUGAUUGUCUGAGUGCUCCACCAGCUAAAAGGGUGCGUUCCGAUAACCAUGAACAGCUCAAUUCUAUAGCUACAAGUAAACAUUCGUUGUCUACCGGAACCAGAAGCACUAUAGCAAGUUCAAGUCAGACAACACCAGCUGGUAGUCAAUACUUAGACUUCAAUGAAAUGUACCAAGAACUUUAUGAAGUCAGCCCAAAAUGGUACAACCUAGGCCUUGCACUGGGCCUUGCUCCACAUAUCCUCAAUAUCAUUAAACACAAUAAUAAAGACGACUGUGAAACCUGUUUAAGGGAAAUCCUAGGACAACGAUACGAUGACACCACAAAGUCAAUUAUAACAUGGGAAGAAAUAGACAAAGCUUUAAGACAACCUACUGUUCAAAUGAUUGCAUUGGCUGAUAAAAUACAAGAAAAAAUAUCCAUAAAAAGCCUAUCAACAAGUAGCUCACAGCCUAGCAGUGACCCCACUACAGAAUGUGUUGUGAGGUACACCAGCUUCGUCAAAGACAGGUACAAACAGUUGUUACCUUUUCCAGACGAUUGGCCACCACCAUUUAAAGAUAAGUUUACAAAACUAGCUCUAAUAGAGAGAAAGAAUGAGACGCGAUUAACUCAAGCUAAACACCAACCAUCAAUCCAGUAUGAUUACGCUACUGGUAAUGUGGACAAUAUUGUUGAGAGAAAGAAAGCGAUCACACUAGAACAGAUCUUCGAGCCUUUAAGUGGCGAUUCCGAAAUAGCUGCACCAAACAGGUACACUGUUUUAAUGGACGGAGCCCCAGGAGUAGGCAAAACCACACUCAGCAGGAAGAUAUGCAUUGAUUGGGCACAAGGGAAGCUCAUCAAGGACCACCACAUUGUUAUCCUCAAACCACUAAGGGAACUAAGAGGUCACACAGCUGCCUCAUUAUCUGACCUAUUAAACGCUGACGACUUUGAGCAACAUGAAAAGGAGAAGAUCGUCAAGCACAUGAAAAGCACGUUUGGUUCGGGAGUCAUAUUCAUCUUCGAUGGUUUUGACGAGCUGAGUGGCGAGCAACGAUCUGAUAAGAAAACUAUUUUCUGGGAUAUAAUUCGAGGGAAUCGCCUAUACAACUGUUCUGUGCUGGUUACAUCACGCUCAUACGCCUCAGGCCCACUACAGGAUAUCAACCGUGUCAAUCGACAUGUUGAAGUAUUAGGAUUCAAGAAAAGGAUAUUGAACAUUGUAUUAAGCAAAACGUUGCAGACAAGACAAAAGCAAAGAAGCUAAUACAGAUGCUGAAAGAGAGGUUGGAUAUUGUCUCCCUAUGCUAUAUCCCUCUAAACUGCAGGAUUGUUCUGUAUGUCUACCAGCAACAAGAUACCUUACCCAACACACUCACACAACUCUAUGAGAUAUUCAUUUUGUACACACUUAAACACUACAAGAACAAAAUAUUUCAAGAACGAGAGCAUGAAAUUGACAAUGACCAGAUAGAACAUGCUAAUACUAUAACGACAUUGCCAACUCAAGUUGUCAAGUGUCUAGACUACCUAUCAGAAACUGCAUUCACAGGAAUGACUCAAGACAAACUGGUCUUUGAAUAUACAGAAGUCACUAAAGAAAGAGGUGCUUUGUCACUGGGACUGUUAAACCUAAUAAAGUGUACGGGGGCUCAUUAUUAUCAUUUAACCAUUCAAGAGUUUCUAGCAGCCAGACAUCUCGCACUAACAAAGAGCAACAAAGACAAACUAGAGUUCUCUACAUCCAAAAUUGGUGAUGAUAGAUUUAGAAUGACUUUACUCUUUCUCUCUAGAUUGACUCAACUUGAUUUUCUUCCCAUUGAACAAGCCUUCCCAGCUCAGAAAUCAAUAGACACUCGUGUGGAGCAUAAAUACAAAAACAAAACAAAAUCUUUGCGAAAAGAAGAAAAAUCUCGUUUCUUGUUCCUAGCCCAUCUUCAAUAUGAAAGCAGACAAACAACACACAACUGGCUCAUGCCCUGUCUAGUGACUAAUUCACUCAACUUGUCAGAGCAGAGUCUCUCUCAGUUCGACUGCCUUGUCUUGGCCAACUUUCUCGCCCUAACUCCCAAAGAUCACGUGUGGGAUGAGGUAAACUUGUCCCAGUGUGGUCUCACUAAUGACCGCUUCAACACAAUAAUUACAAAGAAACAUUCACAAAGACACGUUUCAGUAUUGUGCUUAACUAAACUAUUAGAUGUCACUUCUAACAGAAUCAAUGCUGGGGAUCUACAUGUAUUGAUGCCACUAUUAUCAGUAGAGUCGAAGGUGGACAGUAUUAGUAUCCCACACUACGAAUCAUGCACUGAGUUCAGGAAGUUAGAAGAUGUUGCGAAAGGAAUAAGGUAUUUAUAUUUUGGUAAACACUCUACAGAUCGCAAUCAAACAGUGCUAUCAAGUAGAGAGAUGAUCGUUUCCACACAUUCAAAAAUUUGCUCAGGAAUUCUUACCAAAUUUUUUGAGGUUAUUCGACCUAAAGUUUUGAAACGACUGUCACUGGCUGGCCCCAAAGCUUUUGAAGAUUGCCCGGAUUGUUCUGGCUCUGGAAAUGAGGCUUGGGAAAGUGUUUGCAAUAUCAUUAAAAAUAGCAAGCAUUUAGAAUACCUUCAAAUUCACAAGAGCCAGUUCCAUUUAUACGAUAUUGUACCACUAAUGGUAGCUGUGCAAAACAAGAGAAACUUACGUACCUUACAAAUACCAGGAAACAAAAUAAGCCACGAAGGUUCUAAUACAAUUACGAAAUAACUUGCCAGUGAAUGUAUAUGUGCUCACAUUUCAACAUCUGAUAAGGUUAAAUUGACAAUGUCAGUACACAAGGACAAACUAGUUUAUUUUGAUAUUGAGUCACUUGACAAGUACAUACAAGAUGUUGACUCAGAGGAUCUAUUUAUGCCCUUUAUGCCCUUGCUAGAAGAAGAUUUGUCAUCGGAACUACAUGGAGUAUCUGUUACCACUAAAUCAGUCGUGUCCAAGGCUCUACUGAGAUCAAUAGGAAAUAGCAAAACGGUGACUAGUUUAACAUUAGCCAAUCUUUCUAAUGAGAAGCUCACAAAAUGUGCUGGGGAAUUUCAAGAUAUGCUUAAGAAGACCAAGAUUUUGCAAACACUGAAACUGGACUCGUGUGAACGAAAUGACACAUCUAUCAAACAAUUAGAGGAUGGACUCUUACUCAAUCCAACUGUGGCACUCAAGUUAGAACACUCUAGAUGGGGAGACAGCAGCUACAAGUCUUGAAAGUAAUAUUAAGUGAUAAUUCAGAAAGUUUAUUCCAUGCUCUAUCAGAUAAUCAAAGCUUGAGAGAACUCAGUAUCAAGACUACUGGCAAGAUGGCAACAUUGUUGUUUCAAACACUCUCAUCAACUUCCGUCACCACUUUAGACUUAUCAAUGCCUUACAGAAGUGAAGAAGGAUUUGGAAAUGAGGGAUCUUUAGCCUUUAAAGAGUACAUGUACAUUCAUGGAAGAAAAGUGCUAACAGUUUGAGAGUUACCGAUUUUGGUUUAACAGAAGAAGCAUUUAAGGGAAUUACUUUUACAAAGGACUCUCCUUUGAGAGAACUUUCUAUCAACUGUAAUAAACUAGUGUUCAAGCUGGCGCUGUGCUAAUGCCUCUCGCCAUGUUUUUGCUUUCGCUGAAAAGUAUUAGAGUGUUAUAUUAGUUUCUAUAAUGAAUAUUAAAGUUAGCUUAUCUAUAUAAAGUCACUGAGAAGAAAAUACUUAUUUACAUGCAUCUAUUGCUGUAUUAUGUGGCUUACCAGGACCUCAAGAAAGAAUAAGAAAAUUGAUUCUUCCAGGAUCUGUGUAGUUCAGUGUAUAUAAUAUCUAAGAAGAAAAGACCUGUGUACAUGCAUAUUGUUAUCUAUAUUGUUAUUAGCCUCGAUUCCAGGCCGCUAAGAGAGGUUUAGGCCUUGAGAAGGAGGCUAUAUUGUUAUAUGGUAGUGUUUUGUGGCUUACCAGGCCUUCAAGACAAAGAUGAUUCUGCCAGGAGGAUCUGGAUCUGGAUCUUGGAUAUUAUUUCUCACACAUGGGGAAUGAGCGCGCAUGCGCAUUACAUACACAGGAAUAAUUAAAGGGUGUGUCCAAAGAGAUCAAUUUUCACAAAUGGCUACUGCUAGCUAGCUGUUACAUUACACAGAUAUUUUCUGAGUAUUGUAGCUAACAAAAAGCUAGCGCUUUAGUGCAAGGCCAACUCAUAUGUUGAAUAGAAAGUUUGUGCGGACAGAUGAUGCUAUGAAAGAUUCUGAAGAGACUGCAACAGCCUUCAAUGUGAGUCAAACUAGCCAUAACUCGAGAAAGAAGCUUUAAUUUACUAAUCCACGAAUCAAAAUCCAAGAGAACGUGGCUAGAAGCCUAUAGAAGCUGUUAGCUUUCGUCGCAUUGCAACCGUUGAGCAGUUACAGCUGGAACAGACACACACACAGACACACACACACACAGUCAGCUUUACCGUAUCCCUCGUGCGGCUACGCCUCGAGGCAUAAAUAGAGAAAGGUUGGACAGAACUUUUCAAUAGUCUUUGUUCAUCACGCAUCACCACACUAGACGUCAGUGGUAAUAGCUUGAAAGGAGACGAGUGUUCCACAGCUUUGAAACGUCUACUCAUCAACAACAAAACAUUGACUGUUCUAAAAAUAGGUCGUCUGUAUGAGACAAAUGAUGACUUGGUUUGUUGUAUUGCUGACGCUCUGUCACAAAACUCGUUGAAGAAACUAACAAUCAGCACCCACAACUUCAUCUUAACUUUUAGUUAUGCAUGGACAAAACUAUUUGAAAGUUUACAUGAAAACACAAUGUUAAACACGCUAGACUGUAGUGAAGUUGAAGUCUACCGAAGCAAUGAAGUCCCUAAAUCUUUGUGUGAAUUGCUAAAAUACAAUCAAAACCUUCAAAAUCUAAAUAUUGCCGAUUGUUUCAUUGAGCGUCAUUUGAAAGAGUUUGCAAUGGCACACAUUCAGAGAAAAUCUGUCCUAAAUUUAACUGUUGAAAAAUUGGAAGAUCAUUUAAUGAAAGAGAUCGAGGGACUUGAAACAGAUACUGACAAGGAGUACAACAUCAAAAACAAAUAAAAAGUACCACUGUAUAUUUAGAGACUGCUAUAAUAAAAUGCUCAAUAUUAAUUAAGGAAGACGUUCGUUAGAAAUAAA